Bemisia tabaci is the source of this 697-nucleotide messenger RNA. The record is from RefSeq and is a predicted model, not a curated record. Lineage: Eukaryota; Metazoa; Arthropoda; Insecta; Hemiptera; Aleyrodidae.
CGCAUUCGGUGAACGUCUCUGGUCGCGCACGCGUCGGCCGCCUUGGCUCCCCAACGUCCCUUCAAAAUUAUUAGAGUUUCCUUUGAGUUUUCUUCUCAAUUGUCGGUAAUUAAGUCUCGUGUGUCUUUUUAUGAAGUGUGUCGAUAAUCUGUGCCGUGUUAAACUCUUCUGUUUCCUGAAUUCACUCACCAUGAGGUCUCGAGGUUUCGCCGGUACACGCGUUCGGAAGUUCGGAACUGCAUCGCGCGAUUCGCCUUCCGUCUCGUCAUGUUUUCAUUUUGAUCGCAUCGUUUUGUAUUUCGUCGUGCAAUUAAAUCGUGCGGAAAUUCGGUUAGUCGUGGUGUUAUUUCGUCUGCGUUGUUUUGUAUCUCGUCGUGCAAUUAAAUCGUGCGGAAAUUCGGUUUGUCGUGGUGUGAUUUCGUUUGGAGAUGUGGACAUUUCGCGUCGGUUUCUCCGGUCAAAGCGAAGCUUUUCAACUUCACGCAGAACUGAAUCUUGUGAUGGGCUCUCUCGAUGGGAAAUUUUGGCUACUACUGCUUCUGUUUAUCACGGUUUGUUCAGGUUUAGUGACAGUGUUAUGAGUGCUUUCAGCGUGGCGUCGGGCAAUUGGAUAACCCUCUCCUGGAGUGCAUGUCGCCAGCUGCUUAUCGGAGUGCAUGUCGCCAGCUGCUUAUCGGUGAGUUUGAGAUUUGUUUAA